AGUUGACCAUUCGAGUACUCAUUUCAACAUACGAUUUUGGACAUACAAAUCUAAUUUCGAAUACAGUACAUUGGGAAGCAGUGAUUAUUAUUGGACAACAAAAACCACGUGAUGGUUGCCUAGUUCCGCGUUCACUCACUCACAUGGCUCUGCAGUUUCCGACACAUGGAGCGUGUGUUAAGUUCGGGUGUGGGGCCACUGGCAGUCGGGGCGGUCGGGCUGCUGAUUUUACUAAAAGUGAUCCAGAGACUAAGAGACAAACAAAAUGUUCAGGAUAAAGUGGUGGUGAUCACUGGAGCCAGUUCAGGCCUGGGCAAAGAGUGUGCACGGCUGUUUCAUGCUGCAGGUGCCCGGCUGAUCCUGUGUGGACGGGACCAGAAGAGACUGCAGCAGGUUGUUGAGGAGCUGACGGCAAUACCCAGUGGAAAAGUACAGACUUAUACUCCAUGCACUGUCACCUUUGACCUCUCCGACACAGCUUUGGUUGCCAAGGCCGCUAAGGAAAUUUUGAAGUGCCAUGGUCAUGUGGACGUCCUCAUCAACAACGCAGGCAUUAGUUACCGUGGCAACAUCUUGGACACCCACGUCUCUGUUCAGCGAGAUGUCAUGGAGACUAACUACUUCGGUCCUGUUGCUCUUACUCAAGCUAUUCUGCCCUCUAUGGUAGAUCGACGCAGUGGACAUAUUGUAGUCAUCAGCAGCGUGCAGGGAAAGAUCUCUAUACCGUACAGAUCUGCAUAUGCAGCAUCUAAACAUGCAACGCAGGCCUAUUUUGACUGUUUGAGGGCUGAGGUUGACCGGUUUGGCCUGGAGGUAUCUGUUAUUAGCCCUGGUUACAUCAGGACAAACCUGUCCAUCAAUGCAGUCACAGGGGACGGUUCCAAAUAUGGAGUAAUGGACAAAACCACAGCACACGGUCGGGAUCCAGUGGACAUUGCUCAUGCUGUUCUUAAGGCUGUCUGUCAUAAACAGAAAGACGUUGUAUUGGCUGGGCCAUUGCCUACUGUGGCCGUCUAUCUUCGUACACUUUGGCCUGCUCUCUUCUUUAAAAUAAUGGCGUCUCGGGCUAUAAAAGAACAAAAACCAAAAGAGGAAUAAGUGAACACACUACUGGUGAAAAUGGGGAUGCGAAGUUCUUUCAGUGCCCAGAUCUGCCAUUGCAUGAGAUUAUGUAUUAAAUAUUUAUUUCUCUGCAAAUAGUGAUUUGCUAACAUUUUCCAAUUUAUACAGCAAGUUGAUUCUGGCAAGUUUUUGUCACACAUGAUUGUUUACAGUAAGUCACAUUUCUCUGUGUAGUACCUAUAUGGGUCAAUGAUAAAACAUUUUUCAAAAAAUAAUUUUUUUAAUCUUUUAAAAUUAAUGUAAUGCCUAUUUUUGGGUCAGAAACAAUGUGUUUAAACAGUUUUGUUUAGUGAACAACAUUUUGGAACAUGAUUUUUUCCCACAAUAUUUUUAAAAUCCCAUUUAAAAUAAUAUGUCAGGUGGUACAACCAAUCAUUGUUUAUUGUUUUAUUGCUUCCUGUGUCAUGCUGAUUGUUUGUUUAUUUGAUAGUGGCAUUUAAAAUGAUAAUUCUGAAAAUAGUUUAAAAAGGUAAAACAACUUUACUAUAAAACUAACAUUUGAGAACUAUACAUUUAAGAACAAUCAUUUUUUUAAAGUAUAAUGAUUAUAGACAACCUUAGCUUACAUUUAUUUAAACUAAAAUUAUUAGCCUAUUAAAAUGAUUUUUAUUUUUUAGGGGGCAUUCAUAGCAGUUGCACCAUUUGACUUUCUGGUUGCACCACCUGACCUCUGUAAUAAAUUUACAUUUAAAUUGUGCUAUCAAAGUCAUAUACUAUUAAAAUACUUUUCAAAGUGUUAUAAAAUAAAAUAGCUAUUUUCCUCAUUUUUCAUUGGUUGUACCACCUGACACCAGUGUACCAGUCUACCCAUUACAUUAAACUAGCUCUUUUUUCAUUUAACUCUACAGACCACCUGGGUUUCAUUAGGUGAUGUGAUAACAUUAUUUACUCUAUACUUUUUAAUAAAAGGCCCUGAUUGCAGUUGUA
Molecule: messenger RNA, 2049 nt
Organism: Misgurnus anguillicaudatus (oriental weatherfish)
Lineage: Eukaryota; Metazoa; Chordata; Actinopteri; Cypriniformes; Cobitidae
Gene: dhrs7b
Product: dehydrogenase/reductase (SDR family) member 7B
Cellular component (GO): membrane
Molecular function (GO): oxidoreductase activity
Source: RefSeq, a predicted model, not a curated record